AUGCCUUCCCCUCUUCCCAGAUUUCGUCAUGGAGUUGACGUCCUCUUGGAGCAAGCCACUGUCUACACGCGCUUCAGUGCCAGGAUUCACACAGUUUCUGGAGCACCUAGCCCCAUCUCACAACCAUGGGGUUGUGGGUCCGAUGUCUCUUCCCUCAAAACACUGCCGCUUCUCUUUUACGUGCAGCUGGAGAAGAGCUAUCGGGCCCAAGCGACGACGGCACGUGCUAUGUCCUCCGUAUCAUUGCUGCAGACGUACCAGGCUAUGUGCCUAGCCGAGCUAGCUAACAUGCUACCUCCUGGUAGCCCGGCAACUGUUCUGCUUAACGAAAUCUGUGUAGCCACGGACUACAGUCUGAGGAUGUCUCGCUGCGCUGCAAUGUCGUUGGGCAGGGCUAUGGCAACUACCGUGGUGUCUCAACGCCACCUCUGGCUCACCUUGUCUGACAUGCCGGAUAGAGACAGGGCCACUCACUUGGACGAGCCCAUCUCCGCUGAAGGACUGUUUGGGCAGUCGCUGGAAUCUAUUCAAGCUUCCUUUGAGCUUCGAAAGAGGCAGGCGGAGGCUUUGAGGAGCACACUGCUGCAAAGAGAUGCCAGACCCAAAGGGCCACCGAGGGGCUUUUCGCGGCUGGCCACGACCGUGCAAACCGUAAAGAGGGCCGCCUUCGCUUCGCCUGCGCCUCCGAGACAGCCGGUAGCUGCGGCGCCGCAUCAGAGUGCCUCACAGAGUUUGCUACCUGUAGGUCGUCUUACUCUUCACUUGGCUCACUGGCGCGCAUGUGCAAUCUCGCCAUGGGUCGAAUCCACACUCUCGUUGGGCUAUCGCCUACAAUUCCGUCGCCACCCACCUCGAUUCACGUCAGUCAUUCAGACAACGUUGACAGGGGAAAGUGCAGAAUUGAAUUCGCUGCUGUUAAAGAAAGCUAUAUGUGUAGUCCCACAGGCUCAAGCACAAUGUGGAUGGUACAGUCGCUAUUUUGUCAUUCCGAAACGCAGCGGAGGUUUGCACCCAAUAUUAGAUCUCAGGUCGCUAAACAAGCAUUUGAGGGUGUACAAAUUUCGAAUGUUAACAGUACGCCAACUGCUGAACUUGGUGAAGCCGGGGCAAUGGUUUACAUCGAUAGACCUGACCGACGCAUUUCAACACGUAAAGUUUCUCAGAUUUGUGUUCCAGGGCACAGCCUACGAAUACCUAGUACUCCCGUAUGGGCUAGCCCUCUCGCCCAGGGUCUUCAUGAAAGUGCUAGAAGCAGCCCUCGCCCAUUUACGGGCUCAAGGCAUACAAAUUCUAGCCUAUCUAGACGAUAUGGCCAUAGUUGCUCAUUCGGAACAGCAAACUCUUGGGCUUAAUGGCCUCAAUGAUAGCAGUCAUUUCCUCCCAGCCCUGCAGGGCCAUCAUGUUUUAGUCAGAACAGACAACUCAACAGUGGUGUCCUACAUAAACAGACAGGGGGGAACACAUUCACUCCCACUGCUGGAGCUCUCCCGGUCUCUUCUCCUGUGGAGCCAAGAGCACCUGCAGUCAGUCAGGGCGACUCACGUCCCGGGUUCUCUCAACCAGGGGGCAGAUCUUCUGUCCAGAGGAGGCCCGCUUGUGGGAGAGUGGCGGUUACACCCCAAAGUAGUGUCACAGAUCUGGGAUCGGUUUGGCAGGGCCGACAUCGAUCUCUUCACAUCCAAAGAAAACGCGCAUUGUCCCCUAUUCUUCUCAAUGCGAGACUCCAGCGCCCCCCUCGGGGUGGACGCGCUGGCACACAGUUGGCUGACCGGCCUCCUUUACGCAUUUCCCCCAGUGGAGUUAAUUAUGCCCACCUUGGAGAGAGUGCAUCGGGACAGGUUGUCUCUGAUCCUGGUGGCCCCCUGUUGGCCAGCGAAGCCAUGGCAUGCGGAGAUAAUCAGCCUCAUGGUAGAGGAGCCGUGGCCCCUCCCGCUUCGCCGAGACCUCCUGUCACAGGCUGGGGGGGAGAUACUUCAUCCCCGACCAGAGUUGUGGCGCCUACAGGCCUACCGGCUGAGCGGUCUAGUCUAG
Messenger RNA from Alosa alosa (allis shad), 2031 nucleotides. RefSeq lists its product as uncharacterized. Lineage: Eukaryota; Metazoa; Chordata; Actinopteri; Clupeiformes; Clupeidae. The record is from RefSeq and is a predicted model, not a curated record.